CAGAAUGGGCCAAAUUAGGGCUGACUGUGACUGAUAUGGUCAACGGCCAUAUGGAAUCAUCAUAUUCAGUUGAAACGGGCGAGUGGUCGGCGCCCAAAUUUGUCGCGGAUCCCUUUCUGCGCGUGCACGGACUGGCACCCGCCCUCAAUUACGGACAGCAGGUUUAUGAGGGCCUCAAAGCCUACCGGACGCCGACCGGUCAGAUUCAAGUCUUCCGCCCACGGUUCCAUGCCACUCGCAUGCAACACUCGGCCAGCGUCGUGUCCAUUCCCCCGGUGCCGAUCGACCACUUUAUUGCCGCUGUCAACGCCGCCGUGGCGCACAACGCCGAAUGGGUUCCCCCGCACUCCAGCGGCGCCGCCCUGUACAUCCGGCCGCUGUUGUUUGGGUCCAGCGGGCAUUUCAUGCUGACGCCGCCCAACGAGUACACGUUCUGCGUCUACGUCCAGCCCUUCAGCACCUACCACGGCAUCGCGCCGUUGCCGGCGGUGGUGCUGGAGGAAUUCGAUCGCGCGGCACCCAGGGGAACCGGCCAUGCCAAGAUUGGCGGCAAUUACGCGCCCGUGAUGAAGUGGUCCGGACUCGCCAUGAAGGAGGGAUUCCCCAUGACCCUGCAUCUGGAUAGCAAGACCGGAACCGAAAUCGACGAGUUUUCCACCUCCGGCUUCCUGGGCGUCCGAAUGGAGAAGAAUGCCGGACAAGAGGACCAGGUGGUGUUGGUCGUGCCAAAGAGCGACAACAUCAUCAAUAGCGUCACUUCGGAUAGUGUGCUGGAGAUCGGCAAAGCCUUGGGCUACCAGGUUGAACACCGCCCGGUCAAGUACACGGAAUUGUCGACCUUUAGCGAGGUUAUGGCUGUGGGCACCGCGGCAGCUUUGGUCCCUAUUCGCUCGAUCAAGCACAAGUCGCGCGCAGAAGAUUUUGUGUUCACAGAGGACAAGACCGCAGGCCCGAUCUGUCAGAAGCUAUAUGCCGAGUUGACGAGCGUCCAGCGCGGCGACAGUGAGGAUCGCUUUGGAUGGUGUUUUGAGGUGGAGAGUGCAUGAGUAUGUUGUGCGUCAAGGUUUAAAGGGGCUGUGUUGUGCAUGAAGGAUUCAAGAAGACGGAAAUAAUAGAAAUAAGAUAAUAAGAUUGAUAUUUAUGCAUGGAAAUAGAAUAAGACAGCU
This is a messenger RNA of Penicilliopsis zonata CBS 506.65, 1166 nucleotides long. RefSeq lists its product as hypothetical. The transcript has 4 exons. Gene Ontology annotation, molecular function: branched-chain-amino-acid:2-oxoglutarate transaminase activity. The record is from RefSeq and is a predicted model, not a curated record. Gene Ontology annotation, biological process: branched-chain amino acid metabolic process. Bases 36 to 1046 code for a protein of 336 amino acids. Lineage: Eukaryota; Fungi; Ascomycota; Eurotiomycetes; Eurotiales; Aspergillaceae.